Penicillium concentricum is the source of this 918-nucleotide messenger RNA. RefSeq lists its product as uncharacterized. NCBI's taxonomy places the organism in Eukaryota, Fungi, Ascomycota, Eurotiomycetes, Eurotiales, Aspergillaceae. The transcript has a single exon. The record is from RefSeq and is a predicted model, not a curated record. Bases 1 to 918 code for a protein of 305 amino acids.
AUGUCGGACUCUACAGUUCAGACAGAUCAGAAGCCAAAGACGGUUGGAGCGAGUACACGAGCCCCGAAGCCUGCUGGAUUCACAUGGGACAAGAAUCAAAUCGACACAGGCUGCAUAUCACCUGGAAGAUCGCCCGAAGCCCUACAAACACCAAAUGAUUCGACCAAAUACAUGAGACACCCCUCGCCUGAAAGCUCAUCGUAUUUGCCGCCCCGUAUACAUUCCCCCGCAUCUCAGAUAUUCGAACGAGAUGUGCAGGAAGAUAUAGUGCCAGCACAGGCGUCGCCUUCAAUACCCGCGCAUAUUCGGACCGAGAACUAUAUUCCACCUGUCCUGGAAGCAUCCUCGGCCGCGAUCACAGAUGACCGCCUCGAUCCAGAUUCGGUCGAGAUUGUCACGCAUAGCCUACAUCAGUCAGCGGGCGGUGCAUCGGGGGAGCAAUCGAUGUCAUCAUCAGGCAUCGAUCAUCUCUUGGGCCAGGCCGAUGCAGAUGAGCUCUCGUCCAGUUAUGGAGCACUGGACACGACAGAUGUACGUCGGCUGAGCUUUAUUUCCUUUGCCGAUGUUGUCAACGCCGAGCAUGCAGAAACAAAUGAAGCCCAUCCUGGCGUAAUAUCUCGGGAGCGCCUAGGAGAUCUCAAUCAGUCCCCGUCUCCAUUGCGCUCUCCACCUUCUUCGCAUGGACUUGGCACUUCCCCGCCAACAAGCAUUGCGACCUCCUUCAGAGGGUCUGAUAUGUCUCCCACUCGGUUCGCUACUGCCAGUACUACCCAAAGUCCAGUCUCUUCCAGUUUUGGGGGAGAUCUUAAUGUAGAAACUAUGCGACAGGCUUUGAGAAAGACUGCCAGUGGAGACUUGGCCGUUACAAGCCAGGCCGUGAGUAUCAUAGGAGAUGACCCGCUAGACCGUACGUUUUAG